AUGCGUCUAGCCAUCACUUCGAAUUCAGCAUCCGUCGGCAACGUCGACAUCCACGAAACUUUCCGCGUCAUCGAGCUUGACGCUGGGCAAUAUGUCGAAACCACCAAGUCAACCGGACUCGAUGGUCGCUCAGACUCGAUGUCUUUCUCCCGCGAAGCUCUCAGUGCGAUAGAGACUCAACUCGCCAUUGUCGUCCCUUGCAAAGACGAGGCAGUUUCGAUUCUUGAUGGUGUACUCCACGGUAUACCACACGACUGUUUGAUCAUUUUGGUAUCAAACAGCAAGAAGGACAACUUCACCGCAGAGUGCAAUCUCCUCUCAGACUUUUGUACAGAUACACGUCGAUCAGGAAUUGCUUGCCAUCAGCAUGAUCCCGGUUUCGCCGAAGCCUUCGUCGCCGGCGGGCUGCCUGCAAUCGUACGCGUAGUCAAUGGACGUCCUCAGAUCCGGAAUGGCAAAGGCGAGGCCAUGAUGAUGGGAGCGGCGCUUGCCAAGCUUGCUGGCAAGAAAUACAUUGGAUUCAUUGACGCCGACAAUCUGGUUUCUGGGGCCGUCCAUGAGUAUUGCAAGGUCUACGCUGCAGGCUUACACUACGCUCUCCACUGCACUGGCGAUGGCGGCCAACCCGAUACUGAUGCCAUGACACCGCAUUGUAUGGUCCGUAUCAAAUGGAACUCUAAGCCCAAGGUCAAGGAUGGGAUCAUCAUAUUCGAAAAGCUUGGUCGAAGCUCACGCGUGGUUAACCAAUGGAUGAAUCGUCUCCUGACUACGGUUCUCGGUGAUGAGCCCGAGGGGAACCUCCAGCUUAUUGAGACCGGAAAUGCCGGUGAACAUGCCAUGAGCAUAGACUUAGCCAUGGAUCUGAAGUUCGCGACUGGCUAUGCGGUAGAGCCCUUCCAAUACAUCGAUGCUUGGGAACGCUUUAGUGGGAGAAAGUUUGGCGAUCCUGAAUCGCGUCUGGCGCAACAAUCGUACGAUUACGAAUUCCUUGCGAAUGAUGCCGCAUACACCAGCUCAGACGAGUCUACUUUGUCUAGCUCGGCAUCUGUGUCGCCCAUAUCGACCCCAGCGACCUCUCGUCCUCCGAGUCUAAUGCCAGCAUUGCCUGCGCAUGAGGUCCGAAUUCUUCAAGUCCAGACUCGGAACCCACACUUCCAUGAUACCAGCAAAGGCGCUGACCACAUCUCGGCAAUGCAGGCCGGUGGCUUAAGCACAAUCUACCACUCUGCGCUGACGCCUCAAGAUCUGAAAGACGAUCUGCGACAAUACUUCAAGGACAACCUGUCUGACGUCAAAGGCGUAGCCGAGGAUGGGACACCGGAAGCGCCUCGUUGCUACCCAUCAAUGAGCGCGAUGGAUUUUGAGGUAUUCCAUGCGAAGGUCAAGGCUCGAAAUGAGACCAUGACGGUUAUUGGAGAGUGUGGAUACAACAUGCUGGGUUGUUAUCAAUGCGCUGUCCGGUGUAUGACUAGCAGUGAUUGA
Messenger RNA from Parastagonospora nodorum SN15, 1482 nucleotides. RefSeq lists its product as hypothetical. The coding region runs from base 1 to 1482 and encodes 493 amino acids. NCBI's taxonomy places the organism in Eukaryota, Fungi, Ascomycota, Dothideomycetes, Pleosporales, Phaeosphaeriaceae. The transcript has a single exon. Gene Ontology annotation, cellular component: cytoplasm. Gene Ontology annotation, biological process: mannosylglycerate biosynthetic process. Gene Ontology annotation, molecular function: mannosyl-3-phosphoglycerate synthase activity. The record is from RefSeq and is a predicted model, not a curated record.